Messenger RNA from Durotheca rogersii, 1410 nucleotides. Its product is annotated as ras-domain-containing protein. Gene Ontology annotation, biological process: signal transduction. Lineage: Eukaryota; Fungi; Ascomycota; Sordariomycetes; Xylariales; Xylariaceae. Gene Ontology annotation, cellular component: plasma membrane. Gene Ontology annotation, molecular function: GDP binding; GTPase activity; GTP binding. Bases 423 to 1289 code for a protein of 288 amino acids. The record is from RefSeq and is a predicted model, not a curated record. The transcript has a single exon.
UCGGCGAUUCCUCUCCCUCCAAGCCUACCUACCUACCUACUUACCUACUACCUGCACGCAACGUAUACACACGCCUUCACCACCACACGUAAGCGAAGAAAGUACAGUACCUACCGCCCCCAACAGAGAAACGAUCAUCGACGACAGCAAGCUAGACAGCUCAUAGCCAACUCCACUCGUGUACCCACCGACUGGGGCCCGCAACCUAGCUGAGGCCGUCCUACCUUGGCUCUCUUGCUACGGGAACACGUACCGCUCAUACACCGUAUUAAGGAGGACGAGAAGACGCGGCGGGGAACAGAGGUAUCGAGGACGGAAGAAGAGAAAGUAGGAGACGGGAAGGAGGCGGAUACCAACAAGCCGCUGCGCGGAUACGCCUCGACACACGCACACACAUACCCGCGCGCACACCACCCGCAGCAAUGCAUCCCAGUUCGCAACACCACUUCCAUCAGCAGCACUCCUCCGACGCGCAGCCGCCCGUACCGAUAUCAAUAACAAUAUGCGGCGACGGCGGAUGCGGUAAGUCGUCGAUCACCCUGCGCCUUGUCCGGUCGCAAUGGACGUCCGAGUAUGAUCCGACGAUCGAGGACAGCUACAGCAUCACGCGGCGCAUCGACGGCACCACCUACCACCUCUCGCUCACCGACACGGCUGGUCAGGAGGAGUACCGCGGCAUGUGGGCGUCCUCUAAUCUAGGCGCCGACGCCUUCCUCCUCGUCUACGACAUCACGUCGCGCGACAGCCUCGACGCGCUCGACUACUUCAACGACCUGAUCGACAUGGAGGCCGAGACGCGCCUCGACAACGCGGCCCGGGCGCAGCGAGCCGGGCUCGGCGGCGGCGGCGUCAGCGACGCGCGCAUGAUUCCCCCGAUCAAGAUCGUCGCCGGCAACAAGUGCGACCUGCAAGAGUCGCGACAGGUGCCCGCGGCCGCGGGACUCGAGUGGGCGCGACGGCGCGGGUGCGGCUUCAUGGAGACGAGCGCGCGGCUCGAGGUCAACAUCGAGGAGACGUUCGCGCUCAUCGUGCGGCGUGUCAUCGAGGGGCGCCGACUCGCCGCCAUGGGCGUGCUCGACAACACCGAGAUGGACCGCCGCGGCGUCACAAAGCCGCUGACUCCUCUGGGCAACAGCAGCGUCGACGACGGCGGCGAAGGCGGCGGCAACGAGAAGGCGAGUCGCGCCGGCGGCCUCGGGAGGGGACCGCGACUCGGCGACGGCCAGAGGUUAGGUCCGUUUGGAGGCAGGGGUAAGGACGGGUUCUGGAGGAGUUUAAGGUGUUGGUAAGGUUAGGGUCGGGACUGAAUCGGGGAAAGGGGGCGCGGAAGGGGCGGUAAAGGACGACGCGAUGAGGCUUUUCCUUUACAUGAUAUCACCUCGAUGUCGUCCCGAGGCGGUCGGAGUUUUU